UUGAUGGAUGGUGAUAUCACGAGUCCGUCUCUUUCAUUGGGUGUGCAGAAAGUACACAUUGUCAAAAAACAAAAUCACUUGGGAUAUCGGCGCAAGGUGUGGUGAUGUCUUUAAGGAACAGCUAUAGCAACACCAUAUAAAAACGACUGGGACACUGUGAGAAAAAAACACUGCCGAAUUCGUUUUCUUGCAGAUUGUUCUGAAGUGGUGAUGCUGAGCAGUUUCCCCUAGCAGUUCUUCUCUAGCAACUUGAUACUGUCAACAACCGGCAAUGUUGCCGCUAAAUCACGACAAGGAUGAUGGGGUGAUGACGACGACCGCCGUGAGCUGGGUACUAGGCUCCAGGUCAGUCAGCCUUAAUACUUCUGAUGAGGAUGUAUCUUCCUCCGAUUACAGCUAUUCUUGGUCUUCACUGUCUGGUAUCAACUCACAGGAAGGUCUUGAUACAUGGAUUCCAAUCGUUCUCUUCACCUUCAUGUUCCUGGUGGGUGUACCGGCGAACGCUGUGGUCCUCUUCGUCCUACUCCGCAAUGGAAUCUGCCGCACGAACAUCAACCUGUUCCUCCUCAAUCUCGCCCUGGUUGACUUCAUCUUCCUGGUGUUCAAAGUACCUCUUAAGCUCAACUCGUAUAUCGUGUCGUCUCGGAUCAUCUGGUCGUUUGGGACAGUCGUCUGCAAGCUGAGUACUUAUUUACUCUACGUGAAUAUGACUGUGAGCAUUUUGACGUUAGUGGCUCUGGCUGUCAACCGUUAUAAUGCUGUGAUGCGUCCGGUAAGCUCUCGUAGUAAGAGAAGCAAAGCCCAUGCCAUCUUGAUGAUAGUAUUGAUCUGGGUGAUCGCUUUGGCCAGCCAAUCCCCAGCCCUAGCAGCUACAGAUACCAUUACUAUCAACAUGAUACAUGAUCGUGUCCCAACAGUCAUCUGCGUUGAGAGCUGGUCCUCCUACACUCCUAUGAGGAUAUUCAAGGGUUCCAACUUCAUCUUCUUCUACUGCAUCCCCCUGGCCGUGGUGACCGUAUGCUACCUCCGGAUGGCCCGCACCCUACAACGGAGCGCCCAGUUCACCCGGAACGAGAGCGGUGACAGUGCGAUGGGGGUGGGGCUACAGCGCCAGCAGAGCUGUCGUCGCAAGGUGGCCCGCAUGGUGCAUGUAUUAGUCGUUGCCUUCGCGGUCUGCAUGCUGCCGUGGCAUAUCUACAUGCUCAUCUCCUGCAGCCCAUCCAUCACCCCUGAUGCUGCCGUGCAUUUCUACAUCGGCAUCCUCUGCCGUUGGGCUGUGUAUCUCAACUCGUGCCUCAACCCCGUGCUCUACUCUUUCUUCAGCCAGAACUUCAGAGUGAGUUUGAAGAAGUCCUUUUGCUGCUGGAACAAAGCCUUGUGCCGCAAGCGAACGUUCAUUCCCAUCAAGACGGGGAUUAAGGGAGUCGCGGAGGGUCUGGACGAGAGUGGUCGAAACUUCGGGUCAUCCAGUCAGCAAAGGUCAUUCACAACAGUCCUUAUGAGGGCCUGUUGAUUUGACCUGCUCGAUCAAGGGUCGUAAGUGGUAGAAACUUCGGGUCAUCCAGUCAGCAGGGGUCAUUUACAACAGUCCUUAUGAGGGCCUGUUGAUUUGACCUGCUCGAUCAAGGGUCAUUAGUGGUAAACACUUUAGGGUCAUCCAGUCAGAAGAGGUCAUUCAUGUUUGAUUUGACCUUCUCGCUCAAGGGUCAUUAAUGGUAGUGAUGGUAAAAACUUCAGGUCAUUCACAACAGUGCUUUAUGAGGGCCUGUUGAUUUGACCUGUUCGAUCAAAGGUCAUACCGACAAGCAUGCACUGAUAUUUAGUCCUUGAGAAGAACAACAUAGAAACAAGGGCAGGGGUACAAGGGUUGACCCACAAUAUGUACAUAUGGUGUAGCUUUUAAUAGAUUUUCAGGCUAUUUAAUGGCAAA
Molecule: messenger RNA, 1930 nt
Organism: Asterias rubens (European starfish)
Lineage: Eukaryota; Metazoa; Echinodermata; Asteroidea; Forcipulatida; Asteriidae
Product: allatostatin-A receptor-like
Exons: 2
Coding region: 272-1513 (413 amino acids)
Biological process (GO): G protein-coupled receptor signaling pathway
Cellular component (GO): plasma membrane
Molecular function (GO): G protein-coupled receptor activity
Source: RefSeq, a predicted model, not a curated record